Messenger RNA from Clupea harengus (Atlantic herring), 8021 nucleotides. RefSeq names its product signal-induced proliferation-associated 1like 2, genome duplicate a (gene sipa1l2a). Gene Ontology annotation, cellular component: cytoplasm. Gene Ontology annotation, biological process: regulation of small GTPase mediated signal transduction. Lineage: Eukaryota; Metazoa; Chordata; Actinopteri; Clupeiformes; Clupeidae. Gene Ontology annotation, molecular function: protein binding; GTPase activator activity. The record is from RefSeq and is a predicted model, not a curated record.
AAGGAAUAUCCAGUGUUCAAAGAAGGAUAAAUCGAAAUAUGCAACAUUUAAUUCUCAAACUGGGACAACAACACGAAUUUAAAGAGACACAAAGGGAGCAAAAUAGCCUAACUUGCGGGGAAAAAUAAACCAUAUCCUACAUCUUGCUUCCAGUUGGUGCCACUAGAGGAGCGCGAGUAAACCUGCCUGUUUGGAUUCUAUUAUAAUCGAAAAAGGCUAAUCAAUGAUCACAAAACACACAUUAGUCAAGAUACUCUAUCGCAUUGCUUUCAACAGUCGCCAUGUCUUUUAGCUUAAAAGUCUACUUCUUAUGCAUGCAGGUUUUCGGAACGAUGAUUUCAUCUCAGAAUAUUUAGGUUGAUUUAUGAUUGACAUACUUGUGGACAACUAAAUGUCUUCAUUAGUGGAGGUUUGGCCGCAGCUUGACGAAUCAUUGCAUCUAGUGGGCGGGGCUACUUCGUAGCGCUGUCAGCCUCACCAGAGAUUCUAGCGUCUCUACACAGUUCAACUGUAUCCCAGCCGCGGCAAAGUAGGCUGAGUGAAACAGUGAACUCGUACGGCAGCGUAUGCUUGAAAACCUACUGAAUUGUGAGUUCAAGGAUAACCCAUUCAAAAUUGCACGUUUUCCUCGGAUACUAUGGAGCUCGUGGCGAAGGUGACAGAUCCAUCUCCAGCUGUCGCCCUGAAUUAGCUGUGUGCCGUGAAAGGGGACCAGCCUCUGCUCAAUCACUAGCCGCUGUCCUUCACACCCAAAUGCUGUACAUCUGUCAACGUGCCGGCCUCGUCCUCUGAGUUAUGGACUUGUUCUGAAGGUCGGGCCUGCAUGCAGGGGUCUCUCCUGGUGCAACGCGUCUUCUGUGGCCCCAACAAAGAGGCAGCCCUCUCUCUCUUUUCUCUGGUCCCAGAUGAUCAACCGAAGACGAUGUAAAUGAGAGGGGAGGGGUGGGUGUGUUUUGAGCGUCUUCACGCGUUUAUUUUCCCCAUGUUUGGCAGCGGGAUAUAAGCUUUUUGGGCGCGAGGAAAGACGACGUGUCGAAUCAUCCACCGGUAUCAGCAGCAGCAGCAGCAGCUGGGGGGACCCUGGACUCCCGUGAAAUCAUGCAGUCUGAGGAGCUCUUCAAUAGAAAACUGAAAGCCUUGAAUGGCAGCAUGGGGCCUCCGGCCAACACCACACAAGGCAAGUCCGAGGGAAGUGGCAAAGCCAACGGGACCCCAGCCAUGCCCAAGAUGGGCGUCCGUGCAAGAGUGACAGACUGGCCCCCAAGACAGGAUGGCUGGGACGGCCGAUUGGGUCCCAACUACGAAAGCGUCAUAAUGGCAUUUCAGAACGGCCAGCCAGACCAAUGCAUGGGCAUUAAUGAGAUGGAGGAACCACCUCUGGACUCUGAUUACCCCGAGACUAAGUACUCGCUGAGCGACCUUCUGAGCCAUUCACCUUUGAAGGGUCUCCACCCUAUCCGCCAGAGGAGCAACAGCGACGUGACUAUCAGCGACAUCGAUUCAGAGGACAUGGUGGACCAGAAGGCCGUCAACCCAAACACUGGCGCCUCGUUGCACCGCGAAUACGGCAGCACCUCCUCCAUCGACCGGCAGGGACUCUCUGCAGACGGCUUCUUUACCCUGCUGAGAGGCUACCGGGUCGACACCAUGGACCACCGCGGCAUGCCGCCUCUGGGUUUCCCGGAGCUCUUGCGUUGCGAGACGGCCCUUUCACCCAGCCUGCAGACAGCGACACAGAUCGCCCGUGGGGAGAUUGUGCGCAUCUCCAGCUACGACUAUGUAGACAGCUCCUUGCUCUACAGCCGCGAGCGGGAGAAGUCCUUCAUGCACCGCCUCAAGUCAGACUCAUCUGAGACAACGUCGCUCUUCCGGAAGCUGCGGACGAUUAAGAGUGAGCACGACGGCCUCCGGUUCUCCAUGGAGCAGUAUGACCGGCGGUCCCUCAGCUACCAGAAGUGCUUUGCCCACUAUGACGUUCAGAGCGUGCUCUUCAAUGUCAGCGAGGCUCUGGCCAGUAGGUCCAACCUUGCCCAGAGGAAGAACACCACGACCGGAGCCUCGGCCGCCUCGCAGUACCACGUCUCCGGAGGUGUCUCUGUGUUAGGAGGCAGUAUGGUCGGAGGAGGAGGAGGUGGUGGAGGAGCAGGAGCUGUUGCCUGCAGUAGCAUGAACACACCUGCGUCAUUUGAAUCCCCGCUGGGUAGUCGCGAGGACCUGAACCCCAAAGAGAACCUGGAUGCGGAUGAGGGCGACGGAAAAGGCAACGGACUAGUGCUCACCUGCCCUCACUUUCGCAAUGAGGUUGGCGGCGAGGGGGAGAGAAGAAUCUCCCUGUCCAGAGCCAACAGCACCACCUACAAUGUCGGCAGCGAGAGCUGUUCAUUUGAGUCCUCUUUGAGCUCACACUGCACCAACGCUGGCGUGUCGGUCCUGGAGGUGCCUCGGGAGAACCAACCCAUCCACCGGGAGAAGGUCAAACGAUACAUCAUAGAGCACAUUGACUUGGGAGCGUACUACUACCACAAGUAUUUCUACGGGAGAGAGCACCAGAACUACUUCGGCGUGGAUGAGAAUCUUGGUCCGGUGGCUGUGAGCGUUCGCAGAGAAAGACUAGAGGACAAUAAGGAGGGGAGUCAGUACAACUAUCGCGUCACCUUCCGAACCAGCCAGCUGACCACUCUUCGGGGAGCCAUCCUAGAAGACGCAGUGCCCUCCACCGCCCGGCACGGCACGGCCCGCGGCCUCCCGCUGAAGGAGGUCCUGGAGUACGUGGUGCCCGAGCUGAACAUCCAGUGCCUGAGGCUGGCCCUCAACUCCCCCAAAGUCCCAGAGCAGCUCCUCAAGCUGGACGAGCAGGGGCUGAGUUUCCAGCACAAGGUGGGCGUCCUCUACUGCAAGGCGGGCCAGAGCACAGAGGAGGAGAUGUACAACAACGAGAGCGCCAGCCCGGCCCUCGAAGAGUUCCUGGACCUGCUGGGUCAGAGGGUGCGCCUUAAGGGCUUCACCAAGUACCGGGCCCAGCUGGACAAUAAGACGGACUCCACGGGUUCACACUCCCUCUACACUACCUACAAGGACUACGAGCUGAUGUUCCACGUCUCCACCCUCCUGCCCUACACCCCGAAUAACAAGCAGCAGCUGUUGAGGAAGAGGCACAUCGGAAACGACAUCGUCACCAUCAUUUUCCAAGAGCCCGGGGCCUUGGCUUUCACUCCCAAAAACAUUCGGUCCCACUUUCAACACGUGUUUGUCAUCGUCAAAGUCCACAACCCCUGCACAGAGAACGUGUGCUACAGUGUGGCCGUUUCUCGAUCGAAAGAUGUGCCUCCCUUCGGCCCUCCCAUCCCCAAGGGCGUGACCUUCCCAAAGUCGGCCGUGUUCCGGGACUUCCUGCUCGCCAAAGUGAUCAAUGGCGAGAACGCAGCGCACAAGUCUGAGAAGUUCCGUGCCAUGGCCACGCGCACACGGCAGGAGUACCUGAAGGACCUGGCGGAGAACUUUGUCAGCACAGCCACCGUCGACUCGGCCGUCAAGUUCAGCUUCAUCACACUCGGUGCCAAGAAGAAGGAGCGCACCAAGCCGCGCAAGGACGCCCACCUGCACAGCGUGGGCGCGGUCACCUGGAACGUGGUGGCCCGCGACUUCGGCCAGUCGGCCGACGUGACCUCCCUGCUGGGCAUCUCUAACGAGUUCAUCGUGCUCGUGGAGGAGGAGUCCAAGAACGUGGUGUUCAACUGCUCCUGCCGCGACGUCAUCGGCUGGACAUCCAACGUGGGCACCAUCAAGGUGUUCUACGAGCGCGGCGAGUGUGUCCUGUUCUCGGCGCUUGAGCACUGCGCGGAGGACAUCCGGGAGAUCGUCCAGCGACUGGAGAUUGCGACGCGGGGCUGCGAGACGUCGGACAUGACUCUGCGCAGGAACGGCCUGGGCCAGCUGGGCUUCCACGUGAACUUCGAGGGCAUCGUGGCCGACGUGGAGCCCUUCGGCUUCGCCUGGAAGGCUGGCUUGAGGCAGGGCAGCCGGCUGGUGGAGAUCUGCAAGGUGGCAGUUGCCACGCUCACCCACGAGCAGAUGAUCGACCUGCUCCGCACCUCCGUCACCGUCAGGGUGGUCAUCAUCCAGCCCUAUGACGACGGCACACCCCGCAGGGGCUGUUCGGAGCUCUAUCGCAUCCCCAUGGUGGAGUAUAAGCUGGACAGCGAGGGCACGCCCUGCGAGUAUAAGACGCCCUUCAAGCGGAACACCACCUGGCACCGCGUGCCCACCCCAGCCAAUCAGCCGCUGCCCCGCGGGUCGCCCACCCAGGGCCCUGACCGGCUGCAGUGCCAGCAGAUCCUUCAGCACCAACAGUCCUCCGCUAUCCCACGGAGCACCUCUUUCGACAGGAAGCUGCCCGACGGGUCCAGGGCCAUGCAGGAUGUGGAGAACCCCCAGAUGGCCUCCUGUGUUAAGGGUGACCCCCGAGAGCACUACCGCAGCUCCCCCAGCAACCAGUCCUCCUCCAGCGACCCCGGACCCAGCGGCAGCAGCACCUGGGCCCAGCAGCCUGGAUAUGACGGAUGCCAGUCGCCAGGGCUUCACGAGCGGGUGGGCGAGGGGCAAGGCAUGAUGGGAGAAGGAGAGGGCUCGAGGGAGAGGGAGCACACACUGGAGCGGACCAGGUCUGCAGAGGCUAAAUGGCACAUCCCUUCCACCAAGAUCCUCAACUCCCUCAAGGAGAGGGGCAAGGACUCCCCCAAUAAACUGAGUCGUACCGGUGACAAGAACUCCAGCCACUCCAGCAGCAACACACUCUCCAGUAACGCCUCGUCCAGCACCAGCGACGACAAGCCCUUCGGCUCGGGCGACCUCAUGGACCCUGAGAUCCUGGGCCUCACCUACAUCAAGGGUGCCUCCACCGACAGCGGCAUCGACACGGCGCCCUGCAUGCCCGCGCCCUCUGCCGCCGGUGGGCCGGGGGUGGCAGGGGCAGUAGCAGGAGCCUGUGCCCGCGUCACGCUGCAAGGCAGGGGGCUGGAGCCGGGCCACCCUGCCUGGGGCGGAGGGGAGGAAGGGGCGGCGUUGACGGACGAGGAGCACGGGAAGCUGUAUCCCCCCCAGGGCUACGCGGCGGCCAUCGCCGGCGGUCACGUGACGGAUGGAAGCAUGGGAGAUCUGAGCGAGCUGUCGUCUCACUCCAGUGGCUCCCAUCACUCGGGCAGUCCCCGGGCGCGGGGCUCCAGGCUCAGCGCCUCCCCAGACCUCCACAGGUCCCCUCUCAGCGCCGCAGGGCCCAGCCCCAGUCCCAGCCCAGGCCCCAGCCAGGAGGGCCACACGCACACACGCAGGAAACGCGCCGAAGACAGGCCCAGCCUUACGGAGCCACCGAGCCUGUCAGGGUGUGGGCAGCUGUACGCAGCCGAGGUGGCCAGCAGGCGGGAAAGCGAGCGGUCCGGGAAGCUGCAGCCGGGCAUGUCCAAAGAGGAGUACCUGAAGAUGAUGCAGCUGGACAGCCCUCCUGGCGAGGACGGACAGAGGAAGUCCUCUGCUUCAGGUACCCUGUCCCCGCGGCGCUCGCUGUACCGCACGCUGUCAGAUGAGAGCGUGUGCAGCAGCAACAGGAAGGGCUCGUCCUACUCCAGCUCGCGCAGCUCAAUGCUGGACCAGGCACUGCCCAGCGACAUCCUCUUCAGCUCCACGCAGCCCUACCACAGCACUCUGCCCCCCAGGAUGGGCAUCAACCAGUCCGGGUCCAACCUCAGGAAUGAGUUCUGGUACUCCGACGGUUCCCUCGCCGACCGCGCCAAAUUCACCGACCCUGGGCUCAUGCCCCUCCCAGACACGGCCUCCGACCUGGACUGGACACACCUGGUAGAUGCGGCGCGAGCCUUCGAAGACCAGCGCGUGGCCUCCUUCUGCACCAUGACUGACAUGCAGCGGGCCGAGGCCCUCCAGAUCUCCCAGGAGCUCACCAGGAGGGUGGCUGCCGCCGAGGGAGCCGCACGCCAGGCAGGGAAUACCUCUCCAGCCACACUGACAGGCAAAGUCAACCAGCUGGAGGUGAUUCUGAGGCAGCUGCAGUACGACCUGAGAAAGGAGAAGGAGGACAAGGCCAUCCUUCAGGAGGAGGUGCAGCACCUGAGGCAGGACAACAUGCGUCUGCAGGAGGAGAGCCAGACGGCCUCCGCCCAGCUGAGGAAGUUCACAGAGUGGUUCUUCAACACCAUCGACAAGAAGCCCUGAGCCACAACACAACCCCGACCCCCAACCAUCCCCCCCAGUACAAGACAGAGGAACCUUGAGGGAGAACCGUAGAAAGAACCCUUGCAAGCGUAGACACCCUCAUCCCUUUUCUAGAGAAAAGGCCUCUAGGCCAGAGUGGGGUCCCAUUGGCACUCAACUUAAACGCCCCCCCCCCCCCCCCAAACACAAACACCACCAUCAUUGUACAAGAGGAACUGUCUGCCCAGAGAGAGCUUAAGAUGUGCUGAGGGGUGUGUGUGUGUGUGUGUGUGAGUGUACGCACGCAUGUGCACUCACACGCAUAUGUGUCUGAGUGCUUUUGUCGGUGCGUGUGUGUGUCCGCCCCUCUUGGACAAAUCAUGGAGGAAAACCCCAUUGCUUGAAUUGCCCCUCCUGCCAUGGAAUGUAUGAAGCAGUUCCCCUUCCCCUCCCAGCAUUGUGAAGCUGGUGUAUAAGGGAGCCAUGGUUCCUGCAAGCAUGCGUUCAUACACAUGUACAUACACACAGAUAAAUACCGACUGACACACACACACACACACACACACACACACACACACACACACACACACUCAUACUCAUAAAACAAUGAAUGCAGAGCACAGAAAAGGAAUGGUAAGCAAGCAGAUGGAAUGUACUGGAGACGAUGAAGGGGUACUUAGUUUCUGCUGGCUGUGAAAGGAAUGAUCAUAUAGAAGAAAUUUUCAAAGCACAUUGGGAAAGGAAUUUAAAAAAAUGAAUGUAACUCAUCCAAGACCUAUCUUUGCUGGACAUCUCGAUCCCAGUUCCCCAUGUUAUCGUCUCAAAAGUUUAAUUUUAGGUGUCCUCUUCACGUCAACAGAACAUUGUACAAUAGAAUCAUUGGCAGUUAACGUUAUUGUUAAAAAGGUAAAAGGUGCACUCUCCAUAGCCGGCGUUUCAUAUAUAUAUUUUAAAUAUGUAUGAAUUACAUCUGUGUUGUUUUUUCGUCAGAUAGUUUCUAUCCACUGUCGCCAUGUCCUAGCAAUAAAACGUGGUCGUAGCAGAACUGUAUAGCCUAAAGGUUAGCACAAAACAAAUGUGAGUUCCUGUCAAGUUUCGCUCGUAUUUAUUUUACCAAGAGGAGACUGUGCCUAAAAAAAAAUAAAAAAUCAGUGAAUGGAUUGUUUUCUCAUGCUUUUAUUUAGUUUUUGUUUGUUUAUUUUUUAUUUUUUAUUUUUUAUUUUUUCUUGUUCUUUUCAACACUUGCCUUGUCCGUGGCUCGCUGAACCCAGUAUGUGUGUCUGUUUGUGUGUGUAUGCGUGUGAGUGUGAGUGUGUGUGUGUGUGUGUGUGUGUGUGUGUGUGUGUGUGCGCGUCUGCGUCUGCGUGUGCGCGUCUGCGUGAGUGUGUGUGUCUCUGCAAGAACCUGGUCUUAUGCAGUCAUUUCCACAGCGAACCACCACUCACAAUGCCAAAAUGUGUCGAUCUGUUGUACAGAAACUCCGAUGAAGUGUCUUGUAUUUAACACUAUUAUUUAAGCUUAUUUAACCUCAAAUUGUUUAUUUUAUUAAAAAAAGAAAAAAAAGAAAUUGUUUUGUUUUUGAUUUUCUGCACUAAAAGGAGUAGCUCUGUCUAGGCCGUGUUGUGCGUAGCGUGCCGGAGAUACAUUAAACAUAGAUCUAUAUAAAAGGAGUUCUUUUUUUUCCAUUCCAACAUUUGGACGCUGCUAGAAUACAGUCUGUUGUUUGUAUGCUUUUACAAAUGUCUUUCUCUGUAAAAUUGUUUCAUUUAAGAUGGGACGUUGGUUGCUUUUUUUUAAAUAAAUGUAGUAUGUAAAAUAUG